This is a messenger RNA of Eurytemora carolleeae, 1515 nucleotides long. RefSeq names its product alpha-tocopherol transfer protein-like. Gene Ontology annotation, molecular function: phosphatidylinositol bisphosphate binding. The record is from RefSeq and is a predicted model, not a curated record. NCBI's taxonomy places the organism in Eukaryota, Metazoa, Arthropoda, Copepoda, Calanoida, Temoridae. Gene Ontology annotation, cellular component: membrane. The coding region runs from base 70 to 990 and encodes 306 amino acids. The transcript has 11 exons.
AGAUAAGAAAUUUAUUUUUCAAUAAUAAAACAAACAGAUUGACCAGUAAUUGUGCAGUGAUUAAGGAAAAUGGACAAACAAUACUUCCCAGAAAUAUUCAAGGAUCCAUUCGAUUUUGAGACAACCAAUGACUUGGAAGGAACCUGGAAAACCAUUGCAGAAGAAAUACUGAACGAACACCCAGAGGAAAGGGAGCAGAAGAUUGCAGAGUUUCAGAAAGCUUUUCAAAAUGAUCCGGAGGUCUCAAAAUGGAGGACACCAGGGGAAACCUCCAGGUUUGAGGAUAGAAAACACAUGAUCCAGUAUCUGAGAGCUGGAUUGUGGGAUGUUAACACAGCUCUUCACAUUCUUAGACAAUAUCUGGCCUCAGGACACCUUUACCCGGGGAUUGUAAAGGCAUCAGUACCAAUGUUACUAGAGAAGGUCUGGUCCAAGAAGCUGCUUGCUGCUACUGAAUAUAGAGAUGUCUACGGCAGAAGAAUAUAUAUUUACAGACCAGGUGCUUGGAAUCCAGAUGAUAUCCCUGUAAAUGAACUGUUUGCUGGGGCUUACCUAAUGUUUGAAAUGAUGGCCUGGGAGAUGAAAACUCAGAUAGCAGGAAUAACAAUGGUUUGUGAUCUAGCUGGGUUUGGGUUUAAACAUCUAAGGAAUAUUGGAAUGGAACAGGUUCGAUGCAUGACCUCCUUCAUGUCUGGUGCUUUCCCCAUCUGGGUUCGAAGGAUUCAUGUUUGCAACAAUCCUCGAUUAUUCGGAGUCCUGUUCAACAUGAUGAGCCCCUUGAUGGAUGAGCGGUCCAAGAAGAACAUGGUGUUCCAUGGGAAUGAUUUCACCCUGCUACACAAAGAGGUUCCAGUUUUUCUCCUUCCAAAAAGCUUAGGGGGUUCUGGUGAGCUGAAUAAUGAUGUUAGUGUCAAGAUAUUAAUGGAAAGAAAUGAAUAUUAUGAAGAAAUGCGGGAGCAUACUUUGAAACAUACCAGUACAAAGAAAUAACUGAAAUAACUAGUAAACGCCAAAUCCAAAAAAAUUAGAAUUAGACAUUUGCCAUGGAUUUCGAAAUAUAAAGGGUGUGCACACUCAAGGUAGAGGGGAUAUGUUCAGAUUAAACUAAUUUCUGACAGUCCUAAUGUUUCAGUCAAAUGUGAACACAAACCUUAUACUUCCUACCUUUAGUGUACAUGCAGAGCGUCCCAUAUUAUAUCUAUAUCCAAGCUUUAACGCCAAUAUACGCUGAUAGUACUCGAAAUAGCUUUGUAUUUUCUACAUUCUGCAAGAAUAUAUUUAUAUUAGCAAUAAAAUUUUUUUUAAUGAUUUUUAAUCUUUUUAAAUUUUCUGACAAGUCCCUUAAAUCUUAAUUUAAAAGCUAUAAACCUUCAAAAUAUUUAAUGUGUAUUACUCUUCCUCUUAGAAAUGUGUCCCAAGCAUUAUUAAAGUAAUGGGACACAUAGAUUCAGACUGCUUAUAAAAAGUCUAAUCAAUUUUUAAGACAGGGUCGACUCUGAAGUGUCGCAACACCUU